GCGCUUACUUAGUUCUCUUCUUUUGGAAUUAAACUACUGAAAAAUGCAAAUAUUUGUCAAGACACUUACAGGCAAGACUAUCACUCUUGAAGUGGAGCCUUCAGAUACAAUAGACAAUGUUAAGACUAAGAUUCAAGAUAAGGAGGGAAUUCCUCCUGACCAGCAACGUUUAAUCUUUGCUGGGAAGCAACUGGAAGAUGGCCGCACGUUGUCUGACUAUAACAUACAAAAGGAAUCUACUUUGCACUUAGUUCUUCGUUUACGUGGUGGAAUGCAAAUUUUUGUUAAAACACUUACCGGCAAGACCAUUACUCUUGAGGUAGAACCUUCAGAUACAAUAGAUAAUGUUAAGACUAAGAUUCAAGAUAAGGAGGGGAUCCCUCCUGACCAGCAACGUUUAAUCUUUGCUGGGAAGCAACUGGAAGAUGGCCGCACGUUGUCUGACUAUAACAUACAAAAGGAAUCUACUUUGCACUUAGUUCUUCGUUUACGUGGUGGAAUGCAAAUUUUUGUUAAAACACUUACCGGCAAGACCAUUACUCUUGAGGUAGAACCUUCAGAUACAAUAGACAAUGUUAAGACUAAGAUUCAAGAUAAGGAGGGAAUUCCUCCUGACCAGCAACGUUUAAUCUUUGCUGGGAAGCAACUGGAAGAUGGCCGCACGUUGUCUGACUAUAACAUACAAAAGGAAUCUACUUUGCACUUAGUUCUUCGUUUACGUGGUGGAAUGCAAAUUUUUGUUAAAACACUUACCGGCAAGACCAUUACUCUUGAGGUAGAACCUUCAGAUACAAUAGACAAUGUUAAGACUAAGAUUCAAGAUAAAGAGGGAAUUCCUCCUGACCAGCAGCGAUUGAUUUUUGCAGGCAAACAACUGGAAGAUGGCCGCACGUUAUCUGACUAUAAUAUUCAGAAAGAAUCUACGCUCCAUUUGGUUCUUCGUUUACGUGGAGGAUCGUAUAUUGGCAAGAAUAUUAUUUUUGAAGUAGAACCUUCAGAUACCGUUGAAAAUCUUGAGACCAAAAGUCAAGACAAGCAGGGAAUUACUCCGGACCUGCAACGUUUAAUCUUUGCUGGAAGGCAUUUGAAAAAUGACUGCGAAGUGCCGGAUCACCAUCCUCAAAAGAAGUCUACUGGGCAUUUAGAUUUUCGAUUAGGGGGUAAUAUUCAUAUUGAGGCUAAUACCGGUAAUUUUCUAAUUCCGAAAGUGCAGUCGGCGGGUACUUUUGAGAGCUUAAGGGCUUAUUUCCUUACGGUCGGCAAGCAACUAGUAGCUGGUUUGCGCUUAUAUAAUCUUAGUCGUUGUAUAGACGCCCACUUAGCUUAGUUGAGGAAGGUGCUUGUAUUACCUCGAUUUGUUAUGACGAUUAUAAAAUAAUA
This is a messenger RNA of Zophobas morio, 1380 nucleotides long. Its product is annotated as polyubiquitin-B. Gene Ontology annotation, biological process: modification-dependent protein catabolic process; protein ubiquitination. Bases 44 to 1327 code for a protein of 427 amino acids. Gene Ontology annotation, cellular component: cytoplasm; nucleus. The transcript is spliced from 2 exons. Lineage: Eukaryota; Metazoa; Arthropoda; Insecta; Coleoptera; Tenebrionidae. The record is from RefSeq and is a predicted model, not a curated record. Gene Ontology annotation, molecular function: ubiquitin protein ligase binding; protein tag activity.